Molecule: messenger RNA, 518 nt
Organism: Manis pentadactyla (Chinese pangolin)
Lineage: Eukaryota; Metazoa; Chordata; Mammalia; Pholidota; Manidae
Product: cytochrome c oxidase copper chaperone
Exons: 3
Coding region: 103-291 (62 amino acids)
Biological process (GO): mitochondrial respiratory chain complex IV assembly
Cellular component (GO): mitochondrial intermembrane space
Molecular function (GO): copper ion binding; copper chaperone activity
Source: RefSeq, a predicted model, not a curated record
CUUCUAAGCAGUACUGCCGGAAGUGACUGCGGGCGAGCCGGCGUUUGCGGAGGUUAGGAGAGUUCCGGGUGUCUGUGCUAGUGGCUGCUUUCGGCGCGAGAGAUGCCGGGUCUGGUGGCCGCAAGCCCUGCGCCUUCUGAGUCGCAGAAGAAGCCUCUGAAGCCCUGCUGCGCCUGCCCGGAGACCAAGAAGGCGCGCGAUGCGUGUAUCAUUGAAAAAGGAGAAGAGCACUGUGGACACCUAAUUGAGGCCCACAAGGAGUGCAUGAGAGCCCUGGGAUUUAAGAUAUGAAAUGGUGGUCUGCUCUGUGAAUGAAUAAUUCCUGAAGAAUGAAGAACAUUAAAAAAUUUUGGAAAUUCUUCAGUGAACUUUAAUAAAUGGAAAAAGCAUUUGUAAUUUAUUUUUUAAAAAAAGGAAAAUAUCCCUGGUCAGAUAUCUUCAGGUGUGUUUCUUUUUGUGUUCCUCACAUCCUCAUACAGCAUUUAUUUUGCUUCAAAUAAACAAAUCUUGUACUAUUA